Molecule: messenger RNA, 1067 nt
Organism: Zophobas morio
Lineage: Eukaryota; Metazoa; Arthropoda; Insecta; Coleoptera; Tenebrionidae
Product: beta carbonic anhydrase 1-like
Exons: 4
Coding region: 192-959 (255 amino acids)
Molecular function (GO): carbonate dehydratase activity; zinc ion binding
Source: RefSeq, a predicted model, not a curated record
CACUUUUGAGAUGAUCGCUGCGAUUAGGCGUUUUUUAAGGAUAGGUUGCUAAUCUUGGUGAUAACAUGGGGGCGCAGAUGGUGUUCACGUGUUUCCUAGUUAACAAACAAAAUCGUCCUUAUCGGGCCAGUUAACAUGGACUUUGAGCCCGGUGGAAGGAGUGAUUGUGUUGUUUCCUGGAUAGAGAAGCCAUGGAUCGGAUUUUGCGUGGUAUUAUGAAGUAUAGGUGUUGUAAGAAGGAGCAAAUGGUGAAACAGUUUGUGAAAGUCAGAGACAACCCCACGCCGAAAGCUGUGUUUUUCACGUGUAUUGACAGCAGGAUGAUCCCCACGAGAUUCACCCAAACCAACGUGGGGGACAUGUUUGUAGUUCGUAACGCGGGAAAUGUUAUCCCUCACUCUCAGCACUUCUUGGACGAGCUCACCACCAACGAACCCGCAGCUAUGGAACUAGGGUGUGUGGUCAACGACAUCCGGCACAUCGUAGUGUGCGGCCACAGCGACUGCAAAGCCAUCAAUCUCCUAUACCAACUCCAAGACAGCGAAUUUGCCUCUCAAGAUAACCGGCGGAUUUCGCCGCUUCGCGCCUGGCUGUGCACCCACGCCCUGAACAGUCUGGAGAAGUUCCAGCAGCUGGCAGCCACCGACUACUCCAAGCCUUUGAUUUUUCAGGCUGAGACGCCCAUGAGGAAGUUCGUGGCGUACAUUGAUCCGGAGAAUAAAUUCACGCUGGAGGACAAGUUGUCGCAGAUUAAUACGUUGCAGCAGUUGCAGAAUAUAGCGAGUUACGGGUUUUUGAAGAAGAGGCUGGAGACGCACCAGCUGCACAUACACGCGUUGUGGUUUGAUAUUUAUACGGGGGAGAUUUAUUAUUUUAGUCGCGGGGCGAAGAGGUUUGUGGUUAUUGAUGAGGAUAAUUUUGAUAAGUUGUUGGAUGAGGUGGAGAAAUAUUAUUCGUGAUGGGGUGGGUUAGGGUUUAAUGGUGAUUUUUUAUGUAUUUUCUAUGUAUUUUCUAUUUUUAUAUUAUAUAUGAGUAUUAUUUAUUGUUAAUAAAGUGUCUUGAUUGUU